AUGGCUCCCAUGGCUCCCAUGGCUCCAAGUGCCGAUACAGGGGCUGUAGCAGGGCCUACCGACGGCAACGGCCUUCGCCGUGCUGGUUCUCUCACUGCUCGAUUUCCAGGCGACAUGUCUCACCGGCCUUUGGACAUGAUCAAGAGAGAGCACAAGGCAGCCAAUAGAGCGCCUCACCUACCCACGCGCCACCGGAAGCAGCCCAGUGACACCAUUGACUCGCUAGAUCUGAGCGGCCCGGCUCCAGUGGCAUAUCAUCAUGACGGCCCCUACGAUGCUACCAUGGCGUCUCGAAAUACCAACAAGCUGCUCUCCCCUAUCUCUGCUGUCGAGGGCACUAAUAGGGAGGCCUUGAAGGCUACGCCCCAGGAAUACAUCCAGGACUCUCUUACGAAGCAUGUACCGCUUCAGGGGACUGCCGUUGUGCCCCCAGGUAUGAGGGACAUGAGCGGCCGUGCUAUGGAUUAUAAGGAGGGCGCAGACUUGAUGCGCGAGCCAGAUGCGCCGGGUGGUGCCUAUAAGCGCUUUGACUUUAUCCCCUACCAUGCCGACGACUUGAAAGGCAAGGGUGAGCCAUCCUUUACCAUUGAGAAGGACAGUCGAGAGCAGAAAAAUCAACUUCGAAAGCACAAGGCUUCCAAUAAUGCUGAUGGCAUGGCGUACGAGAUGGAGCCUCGAAAUACCCGCGACCACAAGGACAACAGAGCCAAGAUUCGCCAACGAAGUAUCAGCAACAGCUCACAGGGCCAGGCACAGCAUGCCACCAUGGCCAUGGACCCAGAUGGCUUCUCCACCAACCACGACGUUCGCAGAAGCAACACUACUGGCAAGAAACUUGCUGAUGGCCUCAAGCGCCGGUUUGGCAGCUUGAGACGAAAGGAUAAGUCCAGCCAGGCCGCUUAG
Phialemonium atrogriseum is the source of this 903-nucleotide messenger RNA. RefSeq lists its product as uncharacterized. The transcript has 2 exons. NCBI's taxonomy places the organism in Eukaryota, Fungi, Ascomycota, Sordariomycetes, Cephalothecales, Cephalothecaceae. Gene Ontology annotation, cellular component: cytoplasm. The record is from RefSeq and is a predicted model, not a curated record. The coding region runs from base 1 to 903 and encodes 300 amino acids.